Messenger RNA from Sinocyclocheilus grahami, 2419 nucleotides. RefSeq names its product neuronal cell adhesion molecule-like. Gene Ontology annotation, molecular function: cell-cell adhesion mediator activity. The transcript is spliced from 21 exons. The coding region runs from base 59 to 2401 and encodes 780 amino acids. The record is from RefSeq and is a predicted model, not a curated record. Gene Ontology annotation, cellular component: plasma membrane; axon. NCBI's taxonomy places the organism in Eukaryota, Metazoa, Chordata, Actinopteri, Cypriniformes, Cyprinidae. Gene Ontology annotation, biological process: axon guidance; brain development; cell-cell adhesion.
UGUGUGUGUCUGUCAGUGUUGUGUGGGUGUCUGUGAGCCGCUGCUGUCCUAAUCGCGCAUGAGGGCGGGGCUAAACUCACUCCAGACGCGGCUCAUUGGUCACAAGGCCGUGAUGGACAGGCCGAGGGAAUUGGCCCUGCUGCUGCUCUUCCUGGGUCACGUGAUCACGGCGCUGGAGGUUCCUCUGGACCCUAAACUUCUGGAAGAACUGCCGCAGCCCCCCACAAUCACCCAUCAGUCGCCGAAGGACUACAUCAUAGAUCCACGCGAGAACAUCGUCAUCCACUGCGAGGCCAAAGGGAAACCGCAUCCCAGCUUCUCGUGGACCAGGAACGGGACGCAUUUUGACAUGGAUAAGGAUCCUAAAGUCCUGAUGAAGCCUCAUUCAGGGACGCUGGUGAUGGACAUCAGCGGAGGAGAGCGGGCUGAGGCAUACGAGGGCGUCUAUCAGUGCUCCGCUCACAACGAGCUCGGCACCGCCGUCUCCAACAGCAUCGUCCUCCGCCAGUCCAGAUCUCCUCUGUGGUCUAAAGAGAGAGUCAGUCCAAUCAUUGCACAGAAAGGACAGUCUUUAAUUCUGCACUGCCGCCCCCCUGCCGGCCUCCCGCCGCCCAUCAUAUUCUGGAUGGACAACAAUUUCCAGCGUCUGCCGCAGAGCCGGCGCGUGUCUCAGGCUCUGAACGGAGAUCUCUACUUCUCCAACGUUCAGCCGGAGGACUCCAGGAGCAACUACAUCUGCUACGCUCGCUUCCCGCACACGCAGACCAUCCAGCAGAAGCAGCCCAUCAGCGUCCGUGUGCUCGACAUGGAUUCACUCAAUGACACAAUGGCAGAUUAUUUCAAUGACACUGAUUUGUUUAGUGAUAAACCCGUGGAUGAGCGAGCGCCCGUCUUCAUGGUCCCCAGCGAGUCCGUCAGCUUUAAAAUGGUUCUGAGAGGAGAGAUUCUGGAGAUGGAGUGCAUCGCCGACGGCCUUCCCACUCCUGCGAUCUCAUGGGUUAAACACAACAGUGAGAUUCCCAGCGGACGAGCGUCCUUCCUGAGCUUCGAUAAGACACUGCGGAUCACGGAUGUGUCGGAGGCGGAUGCUGGAGAAUAUCGCUGCAUCGCCAAUAAUCGCCACGGCUCUGUUCACCACACCAUCAGAGUCACGGUUAACGCGGCUCCGUACUGGAUCAGCGCUCCCAGGAAUCUGGUUCUGGCUCCGAAGGAGAUGGGCAUCAUCAUGUGCCGGGCCGCAGGACACCCCAAACCCAGCAUCCGCUGGCUCAUGAACGGACUCCCGAUCGAGAACGCUCCCAAAGACCCCAGCAGGAGUGUGGAAGGAGACACCCUCAUAUUCUCCGAGGUCCAGACGGGCUCCAGCGCCGUUUACCAGUGUAACGCCUCCAACCAAUACGGAUACUUACUGUCCAACGCAUUCGUCAGCGUACUGGCGGAGCCGCCCAGAGUCCUGACGCCGCCUAAUAUAGUCUAUCAGGUCAUUAUGAACAAACCCAUGCUGCUGGAGUGUGUGACGUUCGGCUCGCCCGUCCCGACCAUCACAUGGUUUAAGGACAGCCGCUCCAGCAUGUUGGAGGGAAAUGCUUAUGUCUUCCAUGAGAACGGAACAUUGGAGAUCCACAUGUCUCAGCCCUCAAACAGCGGGAAAUACACCUGUGUGGCCAGGAAUAACCUUGGCAUCUCGGAGAACCACGUCUACCUGGAGGUCAAAGAGCCCACGAGGAUCCUGAGGCCGCCGGAGUACCGGGAGGUCCAGAGGAACCGGGACGUGGUGUUCGAGUGUAAAGCCAAGCACGACCCGUCCCUCGUGCCCACCAUGACCUGGCUGAAGGAUGAUGGAGAGCUGCCUGAUGAUGAGAGGUUUAGAGUGGACUCGGACAGUCUGACUAUCACAGAUGUCACAGAGAGUGACGCGGGGAUGUACACAUGUAUCAUGAACACCACACUGGACCAGGACUCGGCCAGCGCUCAGCUCACGGUGGUCGAGGCCCCGCCCACUCCCGCGGUGAUCUACGAGCAGCCGGGAGCACCGACCGAUCUGGAGCUAACGGAUCCGGGAGCGAGAAGCAUUCAGCUCACCUGGACACCUGGAGAGGAACACAACAGCCCUAUCAAGAAGUUCCUGAUCCAGUAUGAGGACGCUCUCCACCAGAGCGGCGUGUGGCACAAUCUGACGGAGGUUCCUGGAACCAAGACCACGGCUCAUCUGAAGCUCUCUCCGUACGUCCACUACAGCUUCAGAGUGCUGGCGCUCAAUGACGUGGGCUUCAGCCGUCCCAGCAUGCCCUCGCACCAGUACAGGACCAGCCCCGCAGCUCCUGACGAGAACCCCACUGAGGUCAAAGGUCACGGCACCGAACACAAUAAUCUGGUCAUCACGUGGAAGGUGAGAUUCUGAUUAUUAAAGUGCCCCUAU